CACGUACGGCGCUAAUAGGACUCCGGAGUACGACAGAUUACAAGCAUGGAUCGUGACGUCAGUAUACAGUAGUGGUGGGUUGGUUUGUUUUAGAGCUGGAUUCCGUAAUGGGUCAGGAAUGUGGUAAGCCAGCCUGGCCCAAGCCAUCAGCAGGUUAUCAAACAAGCACUGGAUGCCGCUAUGGAAGAAGGCAUGCCUAUAUUGGGUUCCGGCCAACAUUGGAAAAGCCAGAAAAUCCAACCAUGGAAAAAGGAUGUCAAUGGAAGGAAAUGGAGAUGGACUAUAUUCAAGAGAAGAAUGCAUUAUCAGCUGAUGGACUCGUCAGUUCAACCUUAAAAGAGAACUCCUCGGCUAAUAUGGUUCUUCCAGAAAAAAAUGGAGCAAAAAUAUAUGAAGACUCCCAUGAAAAAAAUCUAAGAUGCCCAAACUUUUCUACUAGUACUGCUCGUUCAUGCAGAUUAAAGAGAGAGCAAAAGUUAGUACAUACUUCUGAAAAUCGGGCAAAAUUAAAAAAGAGCUCUGAAGCAUGUGCAUGGCCUGCAUUGGAAGGCAACGAACCUCCACUUAAUAAUGCAAAUGGAUUUGGAAUUGUUAAUAUUGACUCGUAUGAGCCUGACAGUAGUGAUGGGGAAGAAGAGAUUCUUUCUGCCACUUCAGAAGCACAUCCUGUUCUCCAAAAGCAAUUAGACAAUAUGAUAAAUGAAUUGGAAAAAGAAUUUGAUUAUCUUAGUGGAUUGCAGUCAUAUAUAUAUUCAAAGACACAUGAGGAGGUGGAAGCUACAUCCAAAAGCUAUUGUUCUGAGGUAUGUUUGAAAGACUGUUGUCAGAACAGUGAUAAAGUUUAUGGAGAAAUUUCCUCAGAUUCUGAAGACAAGCUAGUAAAAACUGACCAGCAUAUGUCUGGUAAUAUCAUUGGUAAUGCUCCUUCAGGAAAUGUUUGCAGCCUUCCGAAACUAUUUGAAUGUAAAGGAUUGCAGGAUUCAGGUGCCCCUGAAAUGGUUGUGAGACCAAAAGUAAGGAAGCAAAAUAAUAUUGGUGAUAUAGAGCAGAAAAAGUUGGAGUUGUCCAGGGACAACCAACAGAGUAAUAACCAUCAAAAAUAUACUGGAGUUGCAAGUGAUCAGUGUUCACAGUCUCCAAACACUAAAACAAGAGAAAUGGAGAAAGAAUCCUUUUCUGAGCCUUCAAAUAGCGAACAAGAAAAACAUAGACCCAAGGAUUACAGAAGCAAGAAUGAGGUAACAAAUCUCUGUCAGCGUAUCAUAGAAGGUGAACGGGAGGAGGAUGAUGAUGAUGAUGAUGAUGAUGAUUUCUGGGAAGAUUUGGACGAAUUCAGUAAGAAGUGUGGUGCUUCAAGGACAGGCAAUGAAAGUUCAGAAAUAAGUGAAGGAGAAUGGUCUGCCUCAUGGUCAUCAGAUUCUAUAGCUGACAAAGAACAUUCAUCUAUUGAUGAAAGCUGGGAGACUCUUCCAGGUUUAGAUGAGCCAGAACACAAUGUGCAGAGUGAUAACAUCAGCUUGGAUGAUGUACCAGACAUAAACUCUCAUUCUGAAGAGCCAGCAUUGCUAGAAGAAGGAGAAAUCCCAUGGCUGACUUAUCGUGAGGAAACUGAUAGCAGUAGUGAUGAAGACGUAGGAGGAAUGAGCCAGUUUGUUCACCCAGGACUGUUUAUGUUAGAUGGAAACAACAAUUUUGAAGAUGAUUCUAGUAUGAGUGAAGAUUUUGAUGCUGAAUGGAGAGCUCUGGAUGACUUUGGGGAAGGAUUUGGAGUGGCACAAGCUAUUUCUCACAUGGAUCCUCAACUGCUAACUUACAUGGCACUAGAGGAGAGAUUAGCCCAAGCCAUGGAAGCUGCACUAGCACACCUCGAGUCCUUAGCUAUUGAUGUUGAGCAAGCCCAUCCUCCUGCUACAGAAGAAAUAAUCAAUUGCUUACCGCAUGUGACUGUUCUGGAAGAUCGGCAUGGCCAAGAACAAUGCUGUGCGAUUUGCUGUUGUGAAUAUAUUAAAGAUGAAAUUGCAACUGAAUUACCCUGCCAUCAUAUAUUCCAUAUGUCUUGUGUAACCCUUUGGUUAGAAAAGUCAGGAACGUGUCCUGUGUGCCGCCAUGUGCUGACCCCAUCCCACCCUGAUGCAGGAGUUGCUACAUCUUUUGUGUCUGACCAUGAGAGUCCUCCUUCUACACACAGUGCUGCAGGAACACGAUGAAGAUGCCCAGCAAGUUUAAAGUACGACUAUAACCACUACUGACUUCAUCAUACUAGAUUACUAUCUGUACAGUUCCAUCAUUUAUUCCAUAUGUCUUAAUAAUUUAUCUGUUUGCAGGUGUUAUUAAGCUGCAUCUGUUUCCUGGGGCAUUACUAUCAACUGCUACGUAACUGACAUUUGUUCAGUUUUUGUUGUGGACGUUGGAGUAUCUAUGCUUGUAAAUAUUUGCAUAUAAAUAAAAAAAUGUAUUAAAAAUUUAAGUGAAUAAAUGCAACAGGCUUUUUUGCCUUUCCUGUAAAUGUGAUGUAAUUCAAAUAACUCUAUUUGCUUUAAGUAAUGAAUAGAAUUGCACAGUUAAGUCACUUUUUCUGACAUAUAAUGUUUCUGAACUAUGCACAUGUAAAAUCAAGUGAACAAAUUGUACAGAUUCUGCUGCUCAAUAUCAUUCCUUUGUUAAUAAUCCAGCUUUAUUCAGUCAUGUUUCUGAUAUGUCGAGAAACUCAAAUUAUCCGUUCAUGUGUUUCAACUCUACUGUAGUCAUUUCUUAAUUUCUGCAAUUCAAAUUUUCCAAUAAAAGUCAUAAAGCUG
Messenger RNA from Erpetoichthys calabaricus (reedfish), 2795 nucleotides. RefSeq names its product praja ring finger ubiquitin ligase 2 (gene pja2). Lineage: Eukaryota; Metazoa; Chordata; Cladistia; Polypteriformes; Polypteridae. The transcript has 9 exons. The coding region runs from base 108 to 2207 and encodes 699 amino acids. The record is from RefSeq and is a predicted model, not a curated record.